AUGUAGUAGAAUUAUAUAAAUUAAAAUACAAAUUCUGUAGAUAUGAAUGAGCAUUUAUCUACUGGUACUUUAGAAUAGCAAAUUAAAUCUUUAAGCUAUAAAUAAAAUAAUUAUGGGCACUCUGGUUUAGAAGUUAUUUAAGAAAGUGAGAGAAGUAGCCUUGAUAAUAAUCAGCAUCUCGAAUUCAAUGAAAGAAGAUAAAUUCUAAAAGAUUCGGUUAAAGGAGAAUUUUAGGGUUAGAGUUUUAGAGGAAUGGAAGAUGAAGGUAGUACAUUCGAAUAUUAAUAACAGAAAGUAGUUUAAGAUUUAACAAUGAGAAUAUCACAAUUAGAGUCUGAUUUAAUUAAAGAAAGAGCAAACAAUCAAAUGUUAAGAAAAGAAGUAGAAAAAAGAGGAGGAAACCCUCAAGCAAUAGCUGGUUCCAGUAUAUAAAAUGAUGAUGCAAUUUAUUAAGUAGAAAGCUUAAAGUUGCAGCUUUAGCAAAAGGAAGAUAUCAUUAAUAGAUAAAAUCUUCAGCUUUAGAUGAUAAAUACAGGAUAGACAUAAACAUAAGAUUUCCAUUAAAACCUCAUUGAGUUUGAUAGCAAGAUUUCUGGUAUGGAGGAGCAGCUAGUUAAAAUACAGUUAGAAAAUGAGAGAUUAAACUCUGUGAUUAAUGAAAAAAAUAAAAUCAUUUCUAUGUACAGCUAAGCAAGACAAGAAGAUUUUGAGAGUAUGAUUAAUGAACAAAUUUCUAAAUACCAAGGCUAAGUUGAUAAAGCUCUCUAAGAAAAUGAGAGUUUAUUUUAGGAAAUAGAAAAGCUAAACUUAAUCAAUUAGCAACUAGAGGAAAAUAACAGAAAACUACAAUUUAAGCAGUAAGAAAAAACAGAGGAAAUAAGAAUUUUUUGGAAAGACCAUUUUUAAAAGUCUCAACAAGAAAUGCAUUAGAGAUUUGAAAAGGAGAAAACUGAACUCCUCAAACAAAUAGAUAUGAAAAACCAAUUGAAUGUUCAAUUAUAACAAUAAUUGAGAGUAAAUUCAGGAUUUUUGGUAGAAAAAAGCUAAAUGCAAUCACAAAUAGAUACUUAGUUAAUCCUUGCUAAAAAUAUGGACACUUAGCUUAAGGAUUAUCAAAGUACUAUUGAGCGUUAAAGAAAAGAGCUGUUUGAAAGAGAGAAGUAACUUUAUAAUAUUUAAAGCCAUGUUACUUUAGUAGAGAGAAAAGUAGUUGAGUUACAAUCUAUCAAUAAUUAACUCAAUGAAUAGAUUAAUAAAUUAAAUCAAAUUGAAAAGCACGCUAAUGAUGUGAUUGAAGAAAAUAAAAAAUUGCAAGAAAUUGCAUUAUCUAAAGACCACCAAGCUCUAAUCAGCAAAUAAGAAACUGAAAACGAAAGAAUUCAAAAAGAAAAUAUAGCAUAAAAAGUCCAAGCUGAAUGGGAAGAUAUUCUAAAAAAAGAAAAAGAAUUACACUAAAUCUAAAUUGAAAAGUUAAAUCAGGAAAAAAUUAAAUUGAUUGAAGAAAUUUCUGCCCAUAUAGCUUAAUCUAGCGUUAUUCCUGGCUUAUAACAAUAAAUUACCAUUCUAGAGGAAGAUAAAGAAAAACUUUUAGUCAUAGUAGCUGAAAAGGCUCAGUUAGAAGAAGAAUUGUAAGUCUUGGUUGAAAGAAAUACAGAUCUUGAAUUAAAACUUACUCAGCUUUUGGAAAACAAUAAAAUUCUCAACUAAAAUUUGGGUUCAAGAAUUAACGAAGUUAAUAUAUGGAUGCAAAGGUUCGAGAAGGCUUAAGAGGAAAAUCAAAGACUCAAUGAAAAAUACUAAAAAUAAAUUUAAGAGAUUCACAAAUAAACUGAAGAUGAAUUAAGAAGAGGAAAGGAAAAAUAAGACUAGUAGAUGGUUUUGAUAAAUAACUAGAUGUCAAAGUUAGAAGAGCAGCUUAAUCAAUUUUAGCUUGAAAAAGCAGAAAGUGAAACUUAAAUAAGAAAGGAGUGUAGGGAUAAAGUAGAAAAAGUUAGAGAGAAGAAUACUGAGCUCAAUGAGUAAGUUACUCAUCUUCAGCAGUGUAUCUUAGAGUUAUAAUAAAAGCAUGUACUUAUUUAAAAGGAAUAAAAAGAAAGCAGUGAUUUAGAGAUAGAUAAGCUUAAAGAGGAAAUUUACAAUUAGAACUUAGAAAAUUAAGAACUUAAAAGAUAGCUCCAAGCAUACAAAUAAUAGGAAGAAUAUUAAGAAAAGUAAAAAUAAUCAUAAAAAUAAGAGGAACCAAUAGAAGGCGGUUAGUUUAAUUAAACUGGAGAGAAGCUCGCUGAACCUAAUUAGUUUGUUUUGUUUGAAAAUCAGUAAACUUUAAGAUAAAGAGCAAAUGAAGAAGGCUAGAGAUCUUAAUACUAGGUACCAUUCUCUCAUCAAUAUAGCUAUCAAGUAUUUGAUCCAAAUGAGCAAAAUAACAGAGCCUAAUUACAUCAUUCACAGGUCACACAAAUUGUGCCACCUCCUCCUCAUUAAUAUCCUAUAAAUCCUAGUAAUUCUUAAGUGUAUUAAAGCUUUGGAAAUGGUAAUAUCACAUAAGAAGGAUAGCAAUUUAAUACUUCAGAUGAUAUGCAUCAACUUAGAAUUAGAGUUCAAUAACUUCAAUAAGAAAAUAAACAGCUACUUUUAGCCAAGGUUAAUGACUAUAACAACUUCUAAGAAUAGCUGAGAUCAAUAACAAACAGUGCAUAUUUAGGAAAAUUCAAUAACACAGAAUUAUUUUCUAAAUCAUAAUUAUAUAGAUAGCCACCUUAUUGA
Molecule: messenger RNA, 2763 nt
Organism: Tetrahymena thermophila SB210
Lineage: Eukaryota; Ciliophora; Oligohymenophorea; Hymenostomatida; Tetrahymenidae
Exons: 8
Source: RefSeq, a predicted model, not a curated record